AUGGCAGAUGUUGAAACCCCCGAGAUAAAGAUCCUUCUCUUAGGCGAUGAGAAAUGUGGAAAAUCAACCUUUCUAUCGAAAGUCAGUCAGGGUUCGGGCAAGGGUCAGCAACUAGGUCCUAAUAUCCCCUCGAAAGACGCACCUCCUAUCUACCUUCUUCGCGAUGAAGACCAACCAUUCAUUCUUGAGGUCAAGUUUGGUCCUCAAUCAUUCCGACUGGAAUUCUACGACACUGCUUCCCCUCAGACUUGGCAACUCCUGAAGCCGGAUGUGAUCAUCUUAUGUUUUGACAUUUCAUCUCGUAUAACUCUAAUAAAUGCUCAGCGUAUUUGGUCACCACUUCUUCCCAAGACCUUUGACCCAGCACCACUAGCCGAUACGCCAGUGCUUUUGUUGGGCCUAAAGCGUGAUUUACGCUCAGAAACAGACCCAAACGGGAUAAUAUACCCCCAGGAAGCUUAUCGUAUCGCUCAAGAGAUGAGAUGUGAUAAAUAUAUGGAGUGUUCUGCGUUCACAGGGGAGUUGGUUCAGGAGGCCAUCGAAGAUAUCUGUAAGACAGCAGUUAUGACCGUGAAGAAACAAGGCGGAGGGUUAAGCGAAGGGGGUUGUACGACAAUGUGA
Molecule: messenger RNA, 621 nt
Organism: Glarea lozoyensis ATCC 20868
Lineage: Eukaryota; Fungi; Ascomycota; Leotiomycetes; Helotiales; Helotiaceae
Product: P-loop containing nucleoside triphosphate hydrolase
Exons: 3
Coding region: 1-621 (206 amino acids)
Biological process (GO): small GTPase-mediated signal transduction
Molecular function (GO): GTP binding; GTPase activity
Source: RefSeq, a predicted model, not a curated record